Penicillium pulvis is the source of this 1839-nucleotide messenger RNA. RefSeq lists its product as uncharacterized. Lineage: Eukaryota; Fungi; Ascomycota; Eurotiomycetes; Eurotiales; Aspergillaceae. Gene Ontology annotation, molecular function: FAD binding. The record is from RefSeq and is a predicted model, not a curated record. Bases 1 to 1839 code for a protein of 612 amino acids. The transcript has 6 exons.
AUGGCCAUCAUCAAACUAGCCAAUGGGGGCGGCACCCACCGCAAGCCAGCCUCGGUCACAUCAACAGAUGUUUUGAUCGUUGGAGCUGGGCCGGCUGGUGCCUCGCUGGCUUGUUUUUUGGCAUCAUAUGGUAUCCGCGGUAUAAUGAUUAGCGCAUCUCCAACAAAUGCCGAUACCCCAAGAGCGCAUAUCACAAAUAUGGCCGCCAUGGAGUGUCUCCGAGACAUUGGCCUGGAUGUCGAAUGUAACCGACUUGCAACCAAUGGCAUGAACAUGAUGCAUACAAGGUGGGCAUACAGUAUGGCCGGCGAGGAAUAUGCCCGGAUUCACUCCUGGGGUCAUGACCCCAAACGAAAGGGUGACUACGAAACAGCCAGUCCAUGUGACCCCGUCGACCUUCCCCAAACCCUCCUCGAACCCAUCCUAGUCCGAUAUGCCACACUUAGUGGCUUCAGCUGUCGUUUCGACACAACAUUCGUCAGAUUCGAGCAAGACGAUGAGGGCACAACGUCGACUCUCCGCGACAAUAUAUCUGGAUCUGAAUACCAAAUUCGCUCCAAAUACCUCUUUGGUGCCGAUGGUGCGCGGAGUGAGGUUUUCCGCCAGCUCGGGCUUCCCCUGGAUGUACGCCCAGAUCAGGGCCUUGCGUAUAAUGUUCACCUCAAGGCGGACUUGUCAAGCUACAUGCAAUAUCGAACUGGAAAUCUUCAUUGGUUGUUGCAACCUGACAAGGAACAUCCCUUGUUUGGGUGGGCGUGUAUCGCCCGAAUGGUGAAGCCUUGGGACGAGUGGCUCUUUAUUGUGCUCCCGGAACGAGGCAAGGAGCUUGAUUUUGAGCCUACAAAUGAGCAAUGGCUUGGUCGAAUGAAGGAAUUUAUUGGUGAUGAUUCGAUUAACACAGAAAUUCUGGGUGUGUCCAAAUGGCGUAUCAAUGAUGUCGUGGCGGAAGAGUUCUCCAGUGGCCGAGUGUUCUGUCUUGGCGAUGCGGUGCAUCGACACCCUCCGUCGAAUGGUCUCGGAUCCAACACAUGCAUCCAAGAUGCAUACAACCUAGCAUGGAAAGUUGCCUAUGUGCUGAAGGGCCAAGCAUCACCUUCAAUUCUCGAGACAUACACGGCUGAGCGUCAACCUGUUGGCCGAGGAGUCGUCACACGAGCAAACUCCUCAUUCCGCCAUCACGGGCCCGUUUGGGACGCACUAGGCGUCAUGUUACCAACUCCAGAAUUACGACUCAAAGCUUUGAACGAAUUAACCGAUCCCACGUUGAAAGGACGUGCUCGUCGAGCUGCUCUCCAAGCCGCCAUUGAAGAGACAGAACAUGAAUACCACGCCCUUGGAACGGAAAUGGGUCAGUUUUACCAAAGUACCGCUGUUUAUACUGCGGAUGAAGCUGCCUCGUUUUAUUCCCCAGAAGUGGUUGCCCAGGAUCUCGAUCUUACCUUGAUCCGAAGCACAUACCCUGGAUGCCGUCUGCCUCAUGUCUGGCUGAACAAUGCCGUUCCCGUCAGGCGCAUCUCUACGGUGGACUUGGCAGGGGGUGGCUCAUAUGCACUCCUCACUGGUAUUGGUGGUGAGGCUUGGAAGGGAGCAGCUUCGAAGAUUGGAAACGAGCUCGGGGUGACCAUCAAGGCUUAUUCAAUUGGUUUCCGGCAGGACUUUGAAGAUGUUUAUUUCGAUUGGGCACGCGUUCGCGGUGUGGAUGAGACUGGCUGUGUUCUUGUCCGUCCUGAUCGACACGUCUCGUGGAGAUGUAAUGAAGUACUUGGUGACGAGGCGCAAUGUGCGGCCAAAUUGCGGCAUGUGAUGCUGAGUAUUCUUGGCCGCUCCUACAUAUCCUGA